UAUUCCGAUUGUAUGUGUAAACAAUGAGUGAGAGAUUUGUAAAAAUGAGAAACAAAGAAGGGUAAAAAGGAGAAACACAGCAUAAGAAAAGUACUAAAUACUCUGAACGGUGCACUUGUCUUCCCUUGUCCGAAUGCUACUGUGGAUAUUUUUUCUCUAACAGAUCUGUGGAUUUUCUCAACACUCAACGCUUAAAAUGAUGAGAUCUUAGCCUGAGAAUAUUAUCAAAGAGAGAGAGAGAGAGAAUAAAGCUCGUGACCAAAAAUAAUCUGAAGAGAAUUCAUUUUUUCAUCCUCGCCGCCAUUGUUGUUCUACACUGAGCUUCGACAGUUGACACCUGUUAUCCAAAUCCAGCAAAGUCAUCACUGCAACAUACUCAGGCUUUUUUUUGGUCUAUCAUCAUAGCUCUACAACUGUUUCGCUUCAGACACAAAAGUAAGAAAGAGAGUGGUGAAUAGCUUAACUAGGGCUUUAGCUGGAGUCCAUUGUCUCUCACCGGCGACUAUAUCUUCUUCUCCGGUGGAUCCUUUGAGCUUUGAGCUAAACCUUCAAAGCAUGAGAGUAGCGUUUCAAUGGAGGUCGACGACGACAUUGACGAACAACAACAAACAAGCAGAAAGCUUCAGAGAAUCUCCUCAGACAACGACAAAAACGGAAUGAGAGACUGGAACAACCCAUCUUCACGAAUCAUUAGGGUUUCUCGAGCAUCCGGUGGCAAAGACCGACACAGCAAAGUCUUGACCUCAAAAGGGCUUAGAGACCGGAGGAUACGUCUCUCCGUCGCAACGGCAAUCCAGUUCUACGAUCUCCAAGACCGUCUUGGCUUCGACCAGCCCAGCAAAGCCGUUGAAUGGCUCAUCAACGCGGCUGCCGACUCCAUCUCCGAGUUGCCUCCGAUCAACACAAGUUUCGACCAGGCGCUCUCGCUGUCUAAAUCGGCUUGUAGCAGUGGCACAUCUGAGAGCUCGUUGCUGUCUUUGUCGAGGACAGAGAGUCGUGGUAAGGCGAGAGAGAGAGCUAGAGAGAGAACAGCCAAGGACAAAGACAAAGACUUGCAAAAUGCUCAAAGCUCCUUCACUCAGCUUCUCACCGGCGGUUUUGACGAACCGAACCGGAAUUGGAUCGGUGGUUCUUCUUCUGAUUGUUUCAACCCGGUUCAGCUCAUACCAAACUCCUCUUCCUCUUCUCUACAUCAUUACAACACCAACAAUCAUCGUCAAGAGACGUCGUUGAACCAUCAUUUAUCGUUUGUUCCGGAUUACAACUUUGGAAUCUCUUCUUCUGAUUCUCCCGCAGCAGCCGCCGUUAAUGGAGGCUGCUACACUAGUAGGGGGACCCUUCAGUCCAAUUCACACUCUCACUUUCUCAACAACAACAACGUUAAUCAAAGACCUAUCUCUUUCAUGGCUACACCUCCUCCUCUUGACCACCAUAACCACCAGCUUCCAGCAACUUUUGACGGCCGGUUAUAUCUCUAUUACGGUGAAGGAAACCGGAGCUCCGACGAUAAAGGAAAGGAUGGGAGAUAGUAAAGAAAAGUUUCAUUCAUUCCAUCUUGGGGAAGGAAUCGACGAAAGACGAUGUAUGUGCAGGCCGAACCUUUAUCUUUUGAUCUUCCAUCGCAAUCAUAAACCUGAGUGGAUGUGUAACCUGUUCACACUGCGAGGAAUGUGGUGUUGUUUGAUGAGAAAAUGUGUUAAUGCAACGAAAAUGUUUGUUUUAUUAAUUAUGCAUCUUUCUGUGUUUUCAUUUUUUUGUCAUGUAAUUUGCCUAAAACUGGGACCAAGGUCCAAGGUUUGUCUAGUCAUCCUCAGUCUGUUGACUACAUGGUAAGGAGCUUCUAGGUUACAUUUUCCGAA
Molecule: messenger RNA, 1859 nt
Organism: Brassica napus (rape)
Lineage: Eukaryota; Viridiplantae; Streptophyta; Magnoliopsida; Brassicales; Brassicaceae
Product: transcription factor TCP24
Exons: 4
Coding region: 573-1529 (318 amino acids)
Biological process (GO): regulation of secondary shoot formation
Cellular component (GO): nucleus
Molecular function (GO): DNA-binding transcription factor activity; sequence-specific DNA binding
Source: RefSeq, a predicted model, not a curated record